AUGUCUGUCAAACCUUUCAACCAUCCUGUUUUUGCUGCACUUGAAAAGAAGAGGUUUAUCCUUGCGUCUACGUCUCCAAGAAGAGCAGAGAUUCUGCAAAGUCUUGGGAUCAAGGACAUCGAGAUCAUAGCCUCUUCGUUCGAAGAGAACUUAGAUAAGUCCAUUCGCACACCAGAGGAGGUAAGUGAAGAAUUGAAUAUUUUAGCACGGCGCUUUCCAAAAAAAAAUCAAAGCUUAAUCGCGUUACUAAUUUGUGAAGUACGUCUUAGACACCGCCCGUGGCAAGGCAUUGGCAGUAUGGAGUCUGCUAAAACAGCAGGGUACAACUCAAGACCUGGUUUUGUUGGCUGCAGACACCAUUGUCGAGAAUGA
Kuraishia capsulata CBS 1993 is the source of this 372-nucleotide messenger RNA. RefSeq lists its product as uncharacterized. Gene Ontology annotation, molecular function: nucleoside triphosphate diphosphatase activity. The coding region runs from base 1 to 372 and encodes 123 amino acids. Lineage: Eukaryota; Fungi; Ascomycota; Pichiomycetes; Pichiales; Pichiaceae. The record is from RefSeq and is a predicted model, not a curated record. The transcript has a single exon.